Plodia interpunctella (Indianmeal moth) is the source of this 3070-nucleotide messenger RNA. RefSeq names its product Chaperonin containing TCP1 subunit 5 (gene CCT5). Lineage: Eukaryota; Metazoa; Arthropoda; Insecta; Lepidoptera; Pyralidae. Bases 398 to 2026 code for a protein of 542 amino acids. The transcript is spliced from 10 exons. Gene Ontology annotation, molecular function: ATP hydrolysis activity; ATP binding; ATP-dependent protein folding chaperone. The record is from RefSeq and is a predicted model, not a curated record. Gene Ontology annotation, biological process: protein folding. Gene Ontology annotation, cellular component: chaperonin-containing T-complex.
ACAUCACAGAUUAUCAAUAAUAAAAAAGUUUUCGUCUUGAGAAAUGCAUGUCUAUUAGCCUAAACAGAUAUACACGAAUUUAGUAAGUUGGAGUACCUACUAAUCCCACGCAGAUAUAAGAAUUAUAUAGGGUACUUUCCAUGGUUUUACUAUGCGAGGAAAUCCGUCAGUUUUUUUAUGACCGAACCAAUGGACCGAACAAGCAAGCAAAGGAAUAUAAAUAUAUGUCAAUACAAUAUAAACAUACGUCAAUGUCUCUGUGAAAUAAAACUUCAUUAGUCCUUCCUGCUGUCAAACAGGACAGAACAAUUUUGUUUUUCUUUCUCGGAUUUUGGUGUUUGAAGAAAGAACCAAAUCCAUUUUAAUCUUGAUUUGGUGAAGUGAUAAUUUUGUGAAAAUGGCUAUGUUCCCAGGAACAGUAGCCUUUGAUGAAUAUGGGCGUCCAUUUAUUAUCCUGAGGGAUCAGGAGAGUCAGAAAAGGCUAACCGGUAUUGAUGCCUUGAAGUCGCACAUCCAAGCGGCGCGUCAGAUUGCGGGCAUCCUCCGCACGUCGCUGGGCCCUCGCGGGCUCGAUAAGAUGAUGGUAUCUCCAGAUGGGGACGUCACUGUCACCAACGACGGCGCCACCAUCCUCAAGCUGAUGGAUGUUGAUCACCAGAUCGGAAAACUGAUGGUGCAGCUGGCGCAGAGUCAGGAUGAUGAGAUUGGAGAUGGAACCACUGGGGUUGUGGUUUUGGCUGGUGCUCUACUGGAGCAGGCCACUAGCUUACUGGACAAGGGCAUUCACCCCAUCCGCAUCGCGGACGGCUUCGAGCUGGCCGCCGCCUGCGCGCUGGAGCAUCUCGACAGCAUCAGCGAGGCCUUCCCCGUGAAUAAAGAUACCAGGGAGAACCUCAUCAAGGUGGCAAUGACCACUCUUGGCAGUAAAGUCGUGGUUAAGUGUCACCGCUUGAUGGCCGAGAUUGCUGUGGAUGCUGUGCUCUCCGUAGCAGACUUGGAGAAGCGCGAUGUGAACUUCGAGCUGAUCAAAGUGGAGGGCAAGGUUGGGGGCCGUAUGGAGGAUUCCAUGCUGGUGCGUGGAGUGGUCAUCGAUAAGACUAUGAGCCAUCCGCAGAUGCCUAAAGUUCUCAAGGACGUGAAGCUGGCGAUCCUGACGUGUCCGUUCGAGCCGCCGAAGCCGAAGACGAAGCACAAGCUGCAGGUGGGCUCCGCGGACGAGUACCGCGCGCUGCGACACUACGAACACGAACAGUUUCUGGGGAUGGUGAGGAAAGUCAAGGAUGCGGGUGCAACGCUAGCCAUUUGCCAAUGGGGCUUCGACGAUGAGGCAAACCACCUCCUCCUAGCUGAGAACCUUCCAGCUGUCCGCUGGGUGGGAGGACCCGAGAUGGAGCUCAUAGCCAUCGCUACCGGAGGCAGAAUUGUUCCAAGAUUCGAGGAGCUGACUCCGGAUAAGUUGGGCCAGUGCGGAUUGGUCAGGGAACUCACAUUCGGAACAUCCAAGGAGGAGAUGCUGGUGAUUGAGCAGUGCUCCAACUCGAGAGCGGUCACACUACUCAUGCGCGGAGGCAACAGGAUGAUAGUUGAUGAGGCCAAACGCAGUGUGCACGAUGCCUUGUGUAUUGUGCGCAGUUUGGUGCAGGACUCCCGCGUGGUGUACGGCGGCGGCGCAGCAGAGGUGGCGUGCUCCCUGGCCGUAGCUCGAGCUGCGGACAAGCUGUCCUCGCUGGACCAGUACAGCUUCAGGGCCUUCGCUGAUGCGCUCGAGUCUGUCCCGCUCGCUCUCUCCGAGAACAGUGGUCUGUCCCCGAUCGACUCGCUGUCUGAAGUGAAGGCGCGGCAGGUGGCCGAGAACAAUCCCAACUUGGGCAUCGACUGCAUGGGCAAAGGUUCGAACGACAUGAAAGUCCUGAAUGUGAUAGAAUCACUGCACUCCAAGAAGCAACAGAUCGCUCUCGCCACGCAACUCGUCAAGAUGAUACUCAAGAUCGACGACGUGCGCUCGCCCGCUGACGCGAUACAGUGAUUGUGAUAGUGAUAUAGUGCUGUGUUGUGUGCGGAGUUGCAUUUGUGAACUGUGUCGGGUUAGGUCACGGCCUGAUUGCUCUGCCCUCAUUCGUAGUCGUUGUUUUAUAUAUCACGUAAUGUAUAUUGAAACUCCAUACAAUUUCUAUGUUUGUCGAUGGAUGUCAAUGUAAUGGAUGAUGGCGGAGCAAUGGAGCUGGGCUCUUCAUAACAAAUAAUCCGACUCGGUUGAAUCUGACUUACUGACAGAAAUGGGGACAGUUUUACAAAAUAAAUAGUAAUCGACAGCUGUGAAGGACUAUCCAUUAUAGGUACAGUACACUGUGUGAUAGAUCUCUGCAGAUGCAGCUACAAGAAUAAAAAGUUUUAAAUGGCCUCUGCUUUGCCCCAAUGAAUACCUCCAAAUGCAUACCAACAUAAUAAUAAAAUGCAUAUUUGUUUUCAUCCAAAAACCUUAAAGCUUUCCUUUUCUGUUAUUUAGUUGCAUUCAACCAAGUUGGAGUGUCUGUUACUAAGAUUAAAACUGAGUCUAAGCAGUGGCAUAACAUUAUCUUGUAAAUCCACAUACAAACCCACUAAUGUAACUAUAGUUUGAUAACACUAGUUUAAAGCUAGACUUUAGCCCAUACACUUUAAAUUAAAAUUGAAUUUUAAUAUUGGUUUUCAUAUGUGAGAGCAUAAAUUCUGUUUAUUUUAUUGCAUUUUAUUUUCCGCGGGUAUCGGAGUAACUUAUGUAUCAAAUGUCAUUAUAAACAUUUAUAUUUUUGUAUAUCAAUGCUCCAAACAAAGGGAUAUUUCAAACUAAUGCAAAUGAUAUAUGGAUUUAUGUAUAAAGAUCUGUGCACACCGAAUCUAUAUGCAGCAAGAUUUUAUGGAAUCGUGUGCAUAUGCAUUCAGUGUGCACGGAUCUUAGAAGUCGUUAAUUGAUAGUAUUAUGCAUGGUGUCUCAAUUUUAUUAUUAAGUUAUGUCACAGCAUUUGUUUGUGUACGCGAGUACUGGAUGUAUGCCUUAUUGCACUAAUAAAUAAAUUAAACUGCUAACUCA